Messenger RNA from Conger conger (European conger), 2188 nucleotides. RefSeq names its product alpha-1-antitrypsin-like. Lineage: Eukaryota; Metazoa; Chordata; Actinopteri; Anguilliformes; Congridae. Gene Ontology annotation, biological process: negative regulation of endopeptidase activity. The record is from RefSeq and is a predicted model, not a curated record. The transcript is spliced from 4 exons. The coding region runs from base 880 to 2160 and encodes 426 amino acids. Gene Ontology annotation, molecular function: serine-type endopeptidase inhibitor activity.
ACAAGUUUUGUUUCAAUCAAAUUUUUACAUGUUUCUAAAUAAAUAUGUGGUGCAUAUUUAUCUAAUAAUGAUGAACAAUGAAUGCAGAUGAGACUGGGAAACAUGAGGAAAGGGAGGGAAGCUGGUGGCCUCUGGUGGCCGACAGUGGAAAUGGUGACAAAUGAAUCAUUGUUACUCAGGGCUUCACCUUCAGUCGUAGUAAUACAAUACAAUACAAUGCUGAUUAUUGUCCUUAGGUUAUUAUACUGUAUCUGCAGUUACAAACAUUUGUCUAUGGUAGCUAUGAAGAUGAGGACCCUGCUGCAUUUGCGUGUUGCACUGACAUUCCUGUUGGAAAGGCCAUGAUCACCACUGCAAUGAAGCAUGAAGACAUACCUGUGUGUGUGUUUGUGUGUGUGUGUGUGUGUUUGUGUGUGUGUGUGUGUGUGUGUGCGAGAGAGAGAGAGAGUGACUGGUCUUGUCCACCUUUCGUAUAAUCUUGCUUUUUUUUGUAUAAUCUCACAAAGCACAAACUGUAAAUGCAACGAAAACUGACUUUAUUGCUUGUUUAAAGCCACACUAUCACGCUUGUUUCAGUUGAGAUUUGGAUUAAAUGCUUAAAUUAUUUAUGUAGGCACUCCUAAAAUCACUGUCAGUGUGGCCGUUUCCUAAACAUGGGCCAAAACGUCUAAGGGCAAACGUGUCCAAUGAUGUCAGUGGACGUGUUCGGCUUCAAUCUCCAGCCUGUGUUUCCCAGAAAGUAACGGGCGCUCAACCUUGACCCUUGAACGCAGAGACUGGUUUAUGGAUCGUCAAAUGCCCCUAGAAGUGUUGCUCCAUAUUUAGAAAAUGGCUACACUGACUUUUAAAAGUCCUACACACAUAAUUUAAGCAUUUCUGAUGUAUAUUUUGAUAGAUACAAGGAUGAGGGUGCUCCUGAGUUUGUGUGCUGCGCUGGUGCUGCUUUGGUCCACUGUCCAGUGUAAUCACCAUAACGGUGAUCACAGUCACCAUAACGGUGAUUACAGUCACCAUGGCAAUAACAAUUCUGCCGAUGGAAGCCUGAAGAUAUUCCAGGAGAACCUAGACUUUGCUUUCCGUCUGUACAAGCACAUCUCCGCCCAGCCCGAUUCUCAGUCCAAGAAUGUCUUCUUCUCCCCGCUGAGCGUGUCCGUGGCCCUGGCUGCUCUGUCCGUGGGGGCCAGAGGGAAGACACACCUGCAGCUCUUUGAAGGUCUGGGCUUCAACAGCACAGAAGUCACCACAGAGGAAGUGAACCAGGCCUUCCAACACAUCCAUCACAACCUCAACGAGAAAACAGACGUAGACCUGUCGCUCGGGAAUGCACUCUUCAUUGGACGAGACUUCAAGCCACGUCCUGAGUUCCUGGAGAGCAUGAAACGCUAUUACGAGUCAGAGGGUUUCAGCACCGACUUCAGCAAGCCGGAAGAGGCCAAGGAACAGAUCAAUAAGUAUGUCAAUGAAAAGACCAAGGGUAAAAUAUCAGAUCUGGUUCAGGAUGUGGAUCCACUGACAGUCAUGUAUAUCAUCAACUACAUAUACUUCAAAGGUAAAUGGGAGAUUCCAUUUGAUCCCAAAGCAACCAAGGAACACGACUUUCAUGUUGAUGAUAAAACAACCGUUUCUGUUCCGAUGAUGUAUGAGGAGGGCGGUUUUUAUAUUUAUCAUGAUGAAGACAUCUCCACUCACGUUCUCCAGCUGCAUUAUAAUGAGUCUGUCUCAAUGAUGCUGGUGCUUCCAGAGAAAGGAUUGCAGGGUCUGGAGGAAGUGGUCUGCAAAAACCAUUUGAGGAAAUGGAUCAGAUCAGUGGAGAAGAAGAAGUACCAAGUAUUUGUUCCAAAACUGUCCCUUAAAACCUCGUAUCAACUCGAAAAAAUCCUUUCUGAAAUGGGAAUCACUGACAUAUUUGGGGAUACUGCAGACCUCACUGGAAUAUCAGAGACAACGGAUUUGUAUGUGUCUAAGGUUAUGCACAAGGCUUCCUUGGAUGUGGACGAGGCUGGAGCAACAGCGGCUGCAGCAACAGGAGUGGAAGUAUCGCAAAGGACUUCACCUUCUCGUGUGCGCAUCUUGAAAUUUGAUCGUCCUUUCAUGGUUUUCCUGCUCAGUCGUGAAACCAGAAGUAUACUGUUCAUGGGAAAAAUUGUCAACCCAGCAUAAAAAUAAAAUGCUGUUUUAUGAACUCAAA